AGUUUGCGAUUAAAUUCGCAGCUGUAAACAAGGCUACACAAAAUACUUCAAACUUAAAAGUGCACCGUCCGAAAAAGAGACGGGCAACCCUCUUUGAUACCAACAGUGCAUCAGCCUAACACUAAGAGCUUUUCUUCAGUCGUAAUGUAAAUGAGAGAGACACCGUCAGCAGCACAGUGUGAUGAGACGCGACAGACGACAUCUGCAGUGAAACCGAGUCAGAACCGGGACGGCUGCACCGGAACGCAAUCACUGCACCGGAGCAAUAAUAACUUCAUACUGCAUAAAACGCGUCCUCUCGUCAUGCUGAUCUUGUGCUUGGAAACCAUUACCUGUGGGCUGUUGUUACUUUCACCCUUUGUGAACACCUACCCAGCCGACUUGGAGAAAGGACGUAGGAGAGUGGUUCAUGUAAUGGAGGACGAAACAGGGGCAGUGAUAGUCCAGACUGCUCCAGGUAAGGUGGUCACUCAUCGUGGUGGCACUAUCACUCUUCCCUGCCGUUACCACCAUGAACCAGAGGACGUCGACCCUAACCGCAUCCGCAUCAAAUGGACAAAGGUUUCUGACGCUUUCCAGUUUGAAGACGUAUUUGUAGCACUGGGGCGACAACAGAAGGCAUUUGGGUCCUACCGUGACCGAGUGUCUCUGGAACGGGCCGGGCCAGGAGAUGCUUCAGUUAUUAUUCACAAUAUCACCUUGCAAGAUUAUGGCCGCUACGAGUGUGAGGUCACCAAUGACAUGGAGGAUGACACAGGAUUUGUCAAUCUAGACCUUGAAGGUGUGGUGUUCCCAUACUACCCUCCAUCUGGACGCUACAAGUUGAACUACCACCAGGCAGAGGAAGUGUGCCAACAGCAAGAUGCAAUUCUGGCCUCCCAUGCACAGCUCCACAAGGCAUGGCUUGAGGGACUGGACUGGUGCAACGCCGGCUGGUUAGAGGAUGGUUCGGUCCAGUACCCCAUCUCCCAUCCUCGAGACCAAUGUGGCCGAAAAGAAAGCCCUCCGGGGGUCCGUAACUAUGGCUAUAGGCACAAAGAUGAUGAACGCUAUGAUGCUUUUUGUUUUACCUCGAACCUCAAUGGACGUGUUUACUUCCUCAAACGUUUUAAGAAGGUAAACUACAUCGAGGCAGUAAAGGCGUGUCAACGUGACGACGCAGUGAUCGCCAAAAUUGGACAACUAUACGCCGCAUGGAAGAUCCAGCUCUUGGACCGUUGUGAGGCUGGCUGGGUGGAAGAUGGCAGCAUCCGUUACCCCAUCGUCAAUCCUCGGGCCCGCUGUGGGGGCCCAGAACCUGGGGUUCGAAACCUAGGUUUCCCUGAUAAAAAGUUCCGCCUCUACGGAGUCUACUGUUUUCGGAAGAACACUGAUGUCCAGUCAACACAGGCUCCCAAAGAAACCACAACCAAACUGGCUAAUAGCACCAGAAGCAUCUGAAAGUGCAAAAUACCAGUUACUAGCAUCAUGGCUUCCAUGUUUGACCGACAAGGCUUUUUGCACACCUGCUAGGCUAAUAGACAACUAGGCUAGUGCUGAACUCGGGGCUUGUACAAUUUAACACACUUGCUUGAAAUGAGGUGUCAAUCAUCUCUAAAUUGAGAAAGUAAGCAACUUUUCUCCUCAGAGACAUUAGUUUCGCAGUGUACCCUGCAUGCAGAAUUUAGCCUUCAGGUUUUCAAUUUGUUUUAUUUUGCUGUUUCCCAGGGAAGACAAAAGUGACUUUAAUUAGCGCUAUGAAAACAGGAAAGCUAAUUUAGCCUUACAAUGACUAUAGCACAUUAGCAAUAGCCCUCAAUGGCCUGAUGAUGAGAAAGUAAUAAUGAACAAAACUUGCAUCAGAUGCUAGCAUGAACUGGCUAGCUUGGCUGGGCUUAGCUUGCUUAUUAAAAUGAACUUUCAGAGUUAUUGUCAUCAAAGCAAGUAGCAAAACUGAUUAGCUUUGCCAAUUACUAUGCACAUAACACUAGACACUCGUUUUUUGAUACAUUUUGAAUGACCUCGCAAGCAAUAACAGAAUUAGGCAUGACAUUUUCUAAAUGUUUAUUACAGUGGUAAAGCUAAAGUAUUGUGAAUGACAGACUUACAUCAGCUGCUUUACUGAUUACACUGUCCAUUCAGUAUUGCAAAAUAUUGUCUGUGAUAAUGCAUUUUAGAUUAAAGUUAUUUACCUGUU
This is a messenger RNA of Puntigrus tetrazona (Sumatra barb), 2176 nucleotides long. RefSeq names its product hyaluronan and proteoglycan link protein 4 (gene hapln4). NCBI's taxonomy places the organism in Eukaryota, Metazoa, Chordata, Actinopteri, Cypriniformes, Cyprinidae. The record is from RefSeq and is a predicted model, not a curated record. Gene Ontology annotation, biological process: cell adhesion. Gene Ontology annotation, molecular function: hyaluronic acid binding.